Pieris macdunnoughi is the source of this 723-nucleotide messenger RNA. NCBI's taxonomy places the organism in Eukaryota, Metazoa, Arthropoda, Insecta, Lepidoptera, Pieridae. The record is from the annotation of a GenBank genome assembly.
AUGCGGUUGCUCUUGGUAUUCGGUUGUGUCUUGGCUGUGGCCCUCGCGGCUGAAUACAGAACUGUAAGAGCAGCUACUGACGGCAGAUAUGAUCCUAACUUAUAUGGAUCAGGUAAAUACGAAUCUGGAAAAUAUCAAGGCGGCAAAUACGACAAUUCUGGACGCUAUAUCCCAGACAAUUCUGGAUUAUACAAUGGCGACCGUGGUGACCGUGGCGGUGCUGGUGGAUUCUACACUGGAUCCUCUGACAAGGGAGGUCCAGGAGGUUUCUACGUAGGCAACAAGGAUGACAUCGAAAAGUACAGGCCCGAAAAAGAAGUCAGCGUAAAAGUGCCAGUCCCAGCCACAGCCGCGCCUGUUAAAACAGCCGCACCAGUCACCACAGCCGCCCCUGUCUACGUUACCGUGCCUGUCACUUACAAGCCAGUGUACAACACCCCUGUCCCAGUAAUACCAAAAGUGGUCACCCCUGGAACUUACGACUACAAAUACGGAAUCAUCCGUCAAGAUGGCGACGUCCUCCCCGACGGCUAUCACUACCUGUACGAGACAGAGAACAAAAUCCUCGCCGAGGAAUCUGGUCAAAUUGAGAAGGGCAAUGAUUUCGAAGGCAUGAGGACUAAAGGAUUCUACGAAUACGUCGGCCCAGACGGUGUCACCUACAGAGUGGACUACACAGCUGACGAAAGAGGCUUCAUCGCCAGCGGCGCCCAUUUACCCUAA